AUGGUCCAGGGCUUUGGUAGUGGUCCAGAGCUUGUAAUGGUCCAGGGCUUUGGUAGUGGUCCAGAGCUUGAGUGGGUGGAACCAGUCCGUGAGCUGUUACAAGAGUGGGUGGAACCAGUCCGCGAGCUGUUACAAGAGUGGGUGGAACCAGUCCGCGAGCUGUUACAAGAGUGGGUGGAACCAGUCCGUGAGCUGUUACAAGAGUGGGUGGAACCAGUCCAUGAGCUGUUACAAGAGUGGGUGGAACCAGUCCAUGAGCUGUUACAAGAGUGGGUGGAACCAGUCCGUGAGCUGGAGUGGGUGGAACCAGUCCGCGAGCUGUUACAAGAGUGGAUGGAACCAGUCCGCGAGCUGUUACAAGAGUGGGUGGAACCAGUCCGUGAGCUGUUACAAGAGUGGGUGGAACCAGUCCGCGAGCUGUUACAAGAGUGGAUGGAACCAGUCCGUGAGCUGUUACAAGAGUGGGUGGAACCAGUCCGCGAGCUGUUACAAGAGUGGGUGGAACCAGUCCGCGAGCUGUUACAAGAGUGGGUGGAACCAGUCCGCGAGCUGUUACAAGAGUGGGUGGAACCAGUCCGCGAGCUGUUACAAGAGUGGGUGGAACCAGUCCGCGAGCUGUUACAAGAGUG
Procambarus clarkii (red swamp crayfish) is the source of this 629-nucleotide messenger RNA. The record is from RefSeq and is a predicted model, not a curated record. NCBI's taxonomy places the organism in Eukaryota, Metazoa, Arthropoda, Malacostraca, Decapoda, Cambaridae.